UUAAAAAUCCAACACCCAAAUGGCCAAUAUCUAUCUAUUUAUGGUUCUGUGAACAUAAACAAUGAAAAUUUGUAUGUAUGUUCAUAAUACAUACAAAUUUUCAAUCUCACACUUUUCCUCAAUUUGUAAAUCAUCCGGAUUCUCCAUGCUCCCCCAGAUUAGGUAAUUGAAAACCAAGUCUCAACUCUCCAAGAAUCUAACCUCUGUCACCCAUUAAUGCCGCACCUAACUUAGGCCUUCAGCAGAACUAUUAUUGCAGAGAAACAGAGAAAUUACGAGAAAAGGACUAGGAUCUUCUCUUCUUUUCGCCAUUAAUAACCCUACCCAGAACUUCAAUUUCUCUCUCGUAAACAAAAAUGAAGUACCAAUUUCAACUCAUAGUUUUCUCAGCUAUAAUAUCUUUUAUAUUCUCAAAAAUCCCUUCAGCACCUGCGAAAUCUGUGAUUGAACCAUGCAGUUCUUCAGAUUCUUGUACCUCUCUUCUCUCUUAUCUUCUCCCUUACGACUCCAAAAUCUCCGAAAUCGCUUAUCGUUUUCAACUCGACAUUUCUGAUCUCUUAGCAGCUAACUCCAUUACUCCCCAAGUGAGCAGCGAGCUGAUUUUGAAAUCCAAUACCCUUCUGAGGAUACCCAUUUGGUGUCCGUGCACAGACGGGAUCAGAAGGUCGACGUCGACGACAUACGAAGUCCGUCCGGCGGACACAUUAGAAUCGAUAUCGGAGGGAUUUGGGGGGCUGGUGAGUGCAGAGCAGAUUGGGGUUGCGAAUGGUGUGGCGGAGGAGAAGAAGAAGAAGAAGCCAUUGAUAAGCGGUGAGAGUCUGGUGAUUCCAUUGCCGUGCACUUGCUUUAACAACAGCAAUAACGGGUUGCCGGCGGUUUACUCAUCAUACGUUGUGCGGAGAGGAGAAAGCUUGUCGGCCAUUGCUGAGAUUUUUGGCAACACUGUUGCAGAGUUGCAGGCUGUAAAUGGGCUGACCCGGCCCGUGGUUGAGGAUGGAGAUAUACUCUCCGUGCCAAUUUCAGCAUGUUCAUCAACAAAUCUGAAUUGGCACAAUGAGAGUCUAAUAGUUCCAAAUGCAUCCCAUGCUCUCACCGCCAACCGUUGCAUCAAAUGCAUGUGUGGACCAACUGAUCUCAAUUUGCGAUGUUUGGCAUCUGGAAUUGUCACGUCUUGCUCUCACCUACAGUGCAAAGGGUCUGACAUGUUCAUCGGCGAUUAUACGUAUAACAAGUACAGCACAAAUCUGCAGCCAAACACAACCCUCUGCAAUGUCACUGCUUGUGUCUAUCGCGGCCAUUAUGGCCGCAAAAUCUUCAGAAGUUUGGUAAAUUAUUCUCAGAUCCACUGCCCCAGUAAUAGUUAUGAUAAUUCGUCAUCUUCAUCAAACUCUUCACUGCCGUUGGUGAUACUAUCCCCAUCUCCAUCUCCUUCUUCUUCUUCAUAUCCAAACACGGAUGGGACUGGCACAAAUGAUGGUAAUAAUUCUACAUUAACCAAACAGAAUCCUAAUGAUUCUCAUAGUCACGGCAGAUUAUUGUCCACUCAAGCUUCAAUCUUUUACUUGCUUUUAUUGCUUUUGGAACUUCUCCUUUCUUUUAUCUUCUGUUCUUGAUUGUAUUCUUCCUUUUAACAUCAAAAUUUCGUAUUUCUUCAAAUUGGUAUUUUGUUUAGGAGAAAGAUUAGUACUUACUAGGGUUUCGCUCGAAGAAAAUGUUUCUCAAAUUUGUAUUAUAUUGUGUUUGGUUUAAGUUUUAUUUCGUUUUCAUUAGAUAAAUACAUCUUAGUUACCAUUUCCGUCUGUGAUGCAUGAUUAUAGAUUAGAUAUUGGAUGCUCUCUGUAUUGGUUUCUGAAAAGGCAAUUUUGUUUGGAUAUUCAAUGAUCUUUGUCAACAGCUCCU
Molecule: messenger RNA, 1899 nt
Organism: Carica papaya (papaya)
Lineage: Eukaryota; Viridiplantae; Streptophyta; Magnoliopsida; Brassicales; Caricaceae
Product: lysM domain-containing GPI-anchored protein 1-like
Source: RefSeq, a predicted model, not a curated record